Messenger RNA from Brenthis ino (lesser marbled fritillary), 309 nucleotides. NCBI's taxonomy places the organism in Eukaryota, Metazoa, Arthropoda, Insecta, Lepidoptera, Nymphalidae. The record is from the annotation of a GenBank genome assembly.
AUGGCCAAUGCAAUGAAAAAACUAGUGCCUUUGCUCGACCGUGUGCUUAUUAAGAGAGCCGAGGCGGUAUCGAAGACAGCGGGAGGUAUUGUAAUUCCAGAGAAGGCCCAGUCAAAGGUGCUUCAUGGUGAAGUAGUCGCAGUUGGUUCUGGCGCUAGAAAAGACAAUGGAGAAUUCAUCCCCGUCCUUGUUAAAGUUGGUGACAAAGUUCUUCUACCGGAAUACGGCGGCACCAAAGUUAGCCUAGAAAAUGAUGAGAAGGAAUACCAUCUCUUCAGAGAAUCUGAUAUUUUAGCGAAAAUAGAAAAU